Neopsephotus bourkii (Bourke's parrot) is the source of this 3280-nucleotide messenger RNA. It is a transcript of the gene PDCL, whose product is annotated as phosducin like. Lineage: Eukaryota; Metazoa; Chordata; Aves; Psittaciformes; Psittacidae. Gene Ontology annotation, biological process: regulation of G protein-coupled receptor signaling pathway. The coding region runs from base 110 to 1012 and encodes 300 amino acids. The record is from RefSeq and is a predicted model, not a curated record. The transcript is spliced from 4 exons.
CCGUUCCCGCCGUGCUGCGCGCAGCCAGAGCCAGCCCCGGAAGGCGGCGGCAGCGGGUGAGGCCCGGGGCCGCGGUGAGGGGCGGCGGGGAGAGCGGCCUUGGAACACAAUGACUGCUUUGGAUGAUAAACUGCUUGGUGAGAAGCUCCAGUAUUAUUACAGCAGCAGUGAGGGCGAGGAUGAAGACAGUGACAAAGAAGAUAAAGAAGGGGAGAGCACCAUUCCUGAGAGCGGUGGGGAGGUAGAGCUCAGCAGCGAUGGCAGUGCAGUCAACACAGGUCCCAAAGGAGUCAUUAAUGACUGGCGGAGAUUUAAACAACUGGAAACGGAACAGCGGCAGGAGCAGCGCAGGGAAAUGGAGCGACUCAUAAAGAAGUUAUCUAUGACGUGUAGGUCUCACUUAGAUGAAGAGACUGAGAAGCAGAAGCAGAAAGAGCUUCAGGAAAAACUCAAUGGAAAGAUGACAUUACAAGAAUAUAACAUGAUUCACAAUGAUGAAGACGACGAGGAGUUUUUGCAGCGAUACAGGAAGCAGCGGAUGGAGGAGAUGAGGCAGCAGUUGUACAGUGGUCAGCAAUUUAAACAGGUUUUUGAGAUCACCAGUGGGGAAGCGUUCCUGGACACGGUUGAUAAAGAGCAUAAGAGCACACUGAUCAUGAUCCAUAUUUACGAAGAUGAUAUCCCUGGCACCGAGUCCCUGAACGGCUGUAUGAUCUGUCUGGCUGCUGAGUAUCCAACAGUUAAGUUUUGCAGAGUAAAGAGUUCUCUCAUUGGGGCUAGCACUCGCUUCACUAACAACGCGCUGCCCGCUCUGCUCGUCUAUAAGGCAGGUGAGCUCAUCGGCAAUUUCGUGCGCAUCACUGACCAGCUUGGGGAAGAUUUUUUUGCCGUAGACCUGGAGGCUUUUCUGCAGGAGUGCAGUUUGCUUCCAGAAAAAGACCUGGUGCUCCUGACUUCUAUACAUAAUCCAACUGCAACUUACAGUGAAGACAGUGAUCUGGAAAUAGACUGAACUGCUUGUUCCAAGGGCGAGUAGGUGUAGUUGUACAGUGGGAUGCUCAUGUGCUAGGUAGGGAUUGUUCUGUUUCUUCCAUAGUGCAGGUAUGUUUUCUUCCCUCUCAUGCACUUCAACUUUUGCUUGUUAAAAAUUAUGUAAAGAAUCCCUAAGAUUUUCUUCAGUUCAGUGAAGUACACUUAACAUAGUCUUGCUUUUAUGCAGUGCAAGUGUAUUUUACUAACCAUGAAGUUCUAACACGAUUCAGUAAGUUUAGGAGAUUGUGUAGUGUCACCUCUGUUCCCCACAUCACUUGUGUCCAGGGCUGGGGAAUCCACCGCUCCCCUGGGGAGAUAAUUCCAAGGACUAAUUAUUCUCAUUGUGAAAAAUUUCCCUCUUGUAUCCAGUCAGAAUUUCCCCAGGAAUAACUUGUGCCCAUUGCCCUAAUUCCAUUACUGCUACCGAAUGUGCACUGCCCUCCUGCAGCACCUUUGUCAUUACCAUUUCUCAGCGAUAACGUUUCCAUGAAGGCGUGUUUGUUUGUUUGGUUUGGCCUCUACAUCCUUCAUAAAUCAGAGCAUAAUAUGGGGAAGUAAUUUCAGGGUUUCUGUUACAUUAAAGCUCACCCUGCCUCUAGCAGUGCUGCUGCUGCAUAGCUGCAAGAUAACCUGGGCAGCAUGAGAAGCCGUUAGCAAUUUAUAGCAACUGCAGGCAUGAGCACCUUGUAGUUAAGGCUUUACUCAAAGCUUUACUGGCUGGGUUAUGGUGUGGCUGAACUGCUCAAACCAUGCACCUUGCACACAUCAGAACGCUGAACGGGUGUGCUCUGCACUUAGUUGUUACUGAAUCCUUUUCUGUGUACUUAAUUUGACAUUACAACACAUUUGCUUUCUCAUGCAUUACUUACUGUGCUUGUUAUCUUUUCAUUCUGAGGAAAGUAGACUUAUCAUUACCUAAACACGACCCAACAUAAUGCCCUGUUUAAUGAUUAAAUUUAAUUGCAAGUUUUACAUAAGGCAGUUUGGAACACCAGGAAGAAAUGCAAAUGUCUCCGUGCAAGCACUAGGCUCUUAAUAAGAAUGAAUCUUAGGGUAGAAAAAGAGGAAUUUGGAACUGUGUCUGUUUGAACUGUGUUUUAAAAAGUAGCAUUAGGAGAAGAAAAAAUAAUUUGUAAUUAAAAAUUACCGACUUGGCACAAAUUGUAGCUGUUUUAAGGAAACUGGCAGAAAUCCAGAUUUUCCAAUGUGCUAAGAGAUUAGUUCUUUUCAUCUCAGAAUCACGGAAAAAUAACCCAUGAAAGUUAUGUGAAAUUAAAUCAGUGAACAUGGAUAUCAGUGCAUUUAAGGGAAAAAAAGCUGUAAUUUAUAUUCAGGAGGAGAUUCAGUGAAGUCUGCCAUGCAGAGAGGGUGCAUGUUAGCAGCAUCAUCCAACCUGGCUUGGAGCAGGGCUCAGGGAGCGCUGACUGCUCGAGUUGCUUUGAAGCUUUGUUUUGUAUAAAGUGCUUCUUUUUUUUGCCCUUAUGGCAGCAAAACUGGAACAGGUCAAAACCUCUCCUGCUGCUCGGUCCGGUGGCCUGCAGCAAGGUGACUCCUGGUUAUUACUCUGCAGUACACAGGUAUAGCAUGGAUGAUUUACAGGGCUGGUAGAGAAAAGGAAACGAAAAGAGGUCUGAAUGCAAUUAAUCAUUGAGUAUAAUAAGCAGAAGGGAAAGGGGGGCAGAGAGAAGAUGUGGUGCAGCACUGCUUCUCGUUCUUGGCACAGGCAGCGUUGCUGCUGCUCCUCUUGGCUAUUCUUGCAGUUAAACCCUUCCCAACUGGUAAUUGCGUGCCCUAAAAUAACAGCACUUUUCAUGUGCAUUAAACAAUAGAACAGAAGUAGUUUACAAUAGGGUAGUGACUAAUUUGUGUCUGUCCCCUGUCCAUUCAGUACAAAUAAAAACUACAACUCAUACCAGUGCUGUGGCUGUAUGUGGGUUGAAGUGUUAAAGUCUGCUUAAUUUCUCUAAUUUUCAAUGUGAUCCUGACCUGCAGAUGAAGAAUUGGGGUGUAUUUAUAUAUACCUAUGGGGAACUAAAGUGAAAAUGAAAUUGCAUUAAUAUCUACAUAAAAUAAUCCUGUUUUGAAACACGCAGUUUGGCAUUUGAGCAAGUGAGGUUUGUGGUUUGAUGCAGGUGCCUGUCCUUCCACCAAAGCUGUUGUACCGUCACCAUCAGAUCUUCACUUAAAUCAGUGCAUUCCUACUCAAUGGUUUGGUUUUGAAUAAAGGAUGCUUUUUAAUUUUGCCAAA